Caenorhabditis elegans is the source of this 1362-nucleotide messenger RNA. RefSeq names its product Peptidyl-prolyl cis-trans isomerase sig-7 (gene sig-7). Gene Ontology annotation, molecular function: nucleic acid binding; peptidyl-prolyl cis-trans isomerase activity; RNA binding. The record is from RefSeq and is marked reviewed. Gene Ontology annotation, cellular component: nucleus; nucleoplasm; chromosome. The transcript is spliced from 8 exons. Bases 1 to 1284 code for a protein of 427 amino acids. Lineage: Eukaryota; Metazoa; Nematoda; Chromadorea; Rhabditida; Rhabditidae.
AUGGCAGUUUUAAUUGAAACUACACUUGGUGACCUUAUAAUCGAUUUAUUCGUGAAAGAACGUCCCAGAUGUUCACUUAAUUUUUUGAAAUUGUGCAAAAAGAAGUACUACAAUCUCAACCAGUUUCAUAGUAUUGAGAGAAAUUACGUAGCACAGACAGGUGACCCGACUGGAACUGGAAAAGGAGGAGAAUCUGUUUAUAGUGACAUGUACGGAGAACAAGGACGAUACUUCGAACGGGAAGAUCUUCCAAAAAUGCGUCACACUCGUAUGGGAAUUGUUUCAUUUGUGAACAAUGGAGAUAAUAUGCUCGGAAGUCAAUUCUUUAUUACACUUGGAGAGAAUCUUGACUAUUUGGAUGAUCAACACACUAUUUUUGGACAAGUUACUGAAGGUCUUGAAACACUGGAGAAGCUCAAUGAACAGUUAGCAGACACUAACAAUCGACCGUUUAAGGAUAUUCGAAUCUCACACACAAUUGUUCUUGACGAUCCAUUCGAUGAAGAUGCUAGAAUUUCUUUUCCACCACGAUCUCCAUCUCCUACUUAUGAGAUGCUUGUAAAGACUGAUCAAAUUGCUCUCGAUGAAAAAGAAGACGAAGACGAGGGAAAAACUGCAGAAGAGAUUGCUGAAGAGCUGCAACAAAGAGAAAUGGCUGAACAAGCUCAAAUUCUUGAAAUGGUCGGAGACUUGAAAGAUGCUGAUGAAGUUCCACCGGAAAAUGUGUUGUUUGUUUGCAAAUUGAAUCCAGUUACAACCGAUGAAGAUCUCGAGAUUAUUUUCUCUCGAUUCGGAAAAAUUAACAACUGCGAGAUUGUUCGAGACCGUCGCAGUGGUGAUUCUCUUCAAUACGCGUUCAUUGAGUUUGACAAUGCGAAAAGCUGUGAGCAAGCUUUCUUUAAAAUGGACAAUGUUCUUAUUGAUGAUCGACGAAUUCAUGUUGAUUUCUCACAAUCUGUCUCUCAAAAUUACAAGUACAAGCCCAAAUCACAGCAACAAGAAGCACCAAAGAGACGGCAAUCUCCUCAACGACGUCCUGAAGUGAAGAGAAGUCAUCAGAGAAGUCCUUCUCCAAGAAGACGUCGUUCUCCUUCACCAAAGAAAGAUAAGAAGAGAGAUUAUCGAAGAGAACCAGCAAGACGUAGAAGAAGUUCUGACAAUCAUCGUGAUCGUGAUCGUAGCUAUCGAGACAACAACCGUGAUCGUCGUGACAACCAUCGGGACUCUGAUCGGGAUCGUCGUCGUCAUGAUAGAUCUCCGGAUCGGAGACGUGAUCGUCGUUAACAAUUUGAAUAUUUAACUUAUUUGUUUCUCUAUUUGUUCUUUUCUUAUUCAUUCUGUAACAGUAAAACAUGCAUACUG